This is a messenger RNA of Maylandia zebra (zebra mbuna), 3779 nucleotides long. It is a transcript of the gene fgf18a, whose product is annotated as fibroblast growth factor 18a. The record is from RefSeq and is a predicted model, not a curated record. NCBI's taxonomy places the organism in Eukaryota, Metazoa, Chordata, Actinopteri, Cichliformes, Cichlidae. Gene Ontology annotation, molecular function: growth factor activity.
CGACGCGCCUCUCCUGUGCAGCCCCCCUCAAGAAGAGCUUCUCUUUUUUUUAAGAAAAGAAACCUUGGAAUUUUUUGAAAGGGAGAAGAAUCUACAUAAUACCAGUGAAGUGGAUAAAAGCGCACGGCUGGAUUCUUUUUGCGUUCCCUCCUUCGUUUCCUCCUCUGGUGCCUGAAUGAAACAGGGAAACAGAAACAGAUAUAUGGGAAAGAGGAGGUGUGCAGGUUUUGCACUGGGAGUCGAUCUGUCAGUGAGAUUUUGCGUAAACAUGUUUCCUGCUAGCUCGCGUUAACUUUUAGUCCUUCUCAAACUGGUGAACUCGACUCCGUUCCUCUUCCACCGCGGAGUUGUUUUUUCUCGGAACGAAGAGACUUUGGUGUUUUCCCCCCUUCAGAGAAACUGCUUAAACUUUCUGCGUUUGAAAAAAAUAAAUAAAUAAAAAGAUCGGAUUGCAUUUUCCCCCUUCAAACAUUUUGGAGGUGAUGUCAUCGUGCUGUGUUUUGGCAGGUAUUGUGUCGAGAGGGCGCAGGGAGGACUACUGCAGCCAGGCGGUAACCAGCGGCUGAGGAAAGCGGGGAAGUCCGGAAAAUCAGGUGCAAAGUGCGGCUGUCAUUUCCUCGCCGUGUCGCGGGUGGCUGAGUCCGCCACCCAGUCACAGCUGUUCCCAUCAUCUCCAGCCACCCCUCCCUUCCUCAUCUUUCUUUCCCCUUUAUUUCCCCCUCCGAUUCUCAUUCAGCACUCUCCAUAUACCCCUCUGAGCUGGACCGCUCCGGGACCUUAUCACCCACUUUGUCAUACGCUGUUGGUCGGUGUCACCUGAGCCACAGACCAGUUGAGUCAGCGUGGGGACGCAGACAUGACCGUGCCCGCCUUGCAUUACCCUGGGCCCGCAGAGCAACCUUCUCCAGGUCGCAGUUUCGUCCACCAGCACGCCCAGGUACCCCACCUCCAACAGCAACUGACCCUGCUCUACUGGGACUAAACCUGCCUCCUGCUCCCGUCUGCGGCGUGGCAAACAACCCGUCUCAUCCCAGCAACCACAUAACUCAUUUUGGUGUCCGGGAGCCUGCUGUUACGCUUAAACGUUACGCAUUGGAUUACACAAAAGAUUACGCACGCGCCGCAUCUGUUCACUCGGCCAAGCAUCACUCUGAGGGUCAACAGGGUCGACUGGAAUUGGCUAUCUUUAAGGCGUGAGCGCGCUUUCACCUGUUCCUCUCCUUGUCGGGUACGCGCAGCGAGCGUUUAAAAUUCUAACUCUUUGCUCCUCCGCCCAUCCGUUCCUUCCCCGGUCUGGACAGCUGUUAGAGGUUGCCCGGCGGUCACAGUGGCACAGUUCACCCAGCUUCAGACCCCAACUUGCCCGUGCCCGCACAUUUACUUACGCCGGGGCAACCGGGGCACAACGCCGCCGAUGCCAACAGGAGUGUCCGCUCACUCUUUGACUCUGCACAACGUCCACCGGUUUCAAAACACAGAGGGGGACUCUGAGCCACUCUGUCGGACUGGCUCAAACCGAGCGAGGAGACUGUCUCUGGGACAAGUUCCAUAGUGGAGGGGGGAAGCAAUGUGGUCCCUUCUUUCCACGCUGACCGUCUUAUGUAUCCAGAUGUUGCUGGUGAUGUGCAAUCCAUUACAGCAGGUACUUGGUAUGGAUGGAGUCAACUUCAGUGUGCAUGUGGAGAACCAGACACAGGUGCGAGACACUAUGAGUCGGCGACACCACAGAGUAUACCAGCUCUACAGCCGAACCAGCGGCAAGCACGUCCAGGUGCUGGGACGCAAAAUCAGUGCCCGGGGUGAAGAUGGAGACAAAUAUGCCCAGCUCGUAGUGGAGGCUGAUACCUUUGGUAGCCAGGUGAGAAUCCGUGGCAAAGAAACCAAUUUCUACCUGUGCAUGAACCGCCGUGGGAAGCUGGUAGGAAAGAAGGCCAGUAAUCGAAGUGCAGACUGUGUCUUUGUGGAAAAGGUCCUAGAAAACCACUACACAGCUCUAAUGUCAGCGCGCUACACGGGCUGGUAUGUUGGCUUUACUAAAAAAGGGCGUCCUCGCCGUGGUCCGCAGACGCUUCCCAACCAGCAGGAUGUACACUUCAUGAAACGCUUCCCACCGGGAGAGCAGCCUGACCUCACCACUCCAUUUCGCUUCACCACCGUCAGCAAGCGGGGCAAGAGGGUGCGCGCUACUGGGCCCCGCUAGUUGUGGCUAACUCUAGCACCCACUGUCUUGUCAUCCAAAGCCUUGACCUGAGCCUGCCAAUAGCUAACCCUUUCAUUCCUUCUGUCACACAUGACUGAACACUUCCCUUUGUUGGGAAAAACAUUGACCAGAAUAUUAAUGAAUCAUUCAUGGGGUUUAGCUCUACACCUGAUUUGCCACUACAGCCUCUCUAGUUAAUAAUCAUUCCUCUCAGUUUAAGUUCCCCUUACUGGACCAACGAGACCAAUAAUUGGUCCAAUGCUGGAAGCUCUUUGGACCUGGUGUGCUUCCCUUCAUUUUCUAGAUACACUGACAGUGAACCUGAAGGGCAGCCAGAGUCCCUGGGGUCUACAAAGGCCUUUAGUUCACAACCACAAAAACCACAAGGCCUUUGUGUCUCCUGUUCUGUACCAGCUGGACAAUGUCAAGUAUGGGAUUACAACUGGACCAUGCAAAACAGACAAGGGUGAGAAAGACUGACUGAACAAGAGAGUGGGUGCUUAGCCUGCAGAUAAAGGGAAAGAACGAUGGAGAAGACAUGAAAAUGGUGGAAUGGACAAAAGGGAUAUAGUGAUCUGCUCAGAUCAAAUGGACCAGUAAUGGACUGUUGACAUGUGUCGCACUUAUUUGUCUCACUGCUAAAUUAGUGCCAUCCUGUGAGGCUAUUGGAUGAAUGGCAGGGUGAAUGAGGGAAUGUUCGAAUGAGUGGCUUACUGAAUAAUUGCAUGUUUGCAAGAAGUCAAUGAGAAAAUGUAUGUUAGAGUGUGUGUGUCAGAGUGAGCGAGUGCAACAACCAUGAGUGAAGCUGGAUCACGGGGGACUCUGGAAAGGGACCAUGUAGUCCCUGCAUGAACCUGUGACAACUCACCGCAGGGACUGAAGCUUUAGGAACUGGAAUGUAUAAGAAUAAAAAUACACACACAAAAAAAACAAACAAGCUGCACCAAAAACAGCCAGCAAAAUCACAGCAAAACCAAACUAACAACCUGACCAAAGACAACUGGAAGACAACCUUCUUCAUGAAUCCUCCCCCCCAACAGGACAUGACAUCCUCAGCCUUUAGGCACAGAGGAUGAUGAGUGCCGGGGCCGAGCCCGCCGGGGAGGGUGCCUUUUCUUUUAGCAUCGCUAUGGAAACGACCCAGGGGAUGAUGCUCCUGUGCGAUACCGUGGAUACAGAGUGCUGCUACCAGGACAUUCAGUGGAACAAACCAAAGUCUCAUGCAUAAACACAGGAGAAAAAAAUAUUAAAGGGAACAAUUUAUUGAAAGUUCUAUAUAUAUAUUAUAUAUAUAAAAGAAGACAGAAACCCUAAAUAAGCAAUCUUACUAUGAUGGUUACUAUAAUUAUUAUGAUAAAAUUAUUUCAUUUAUUUAUUUCAGCUCUGUGUGCAGCAGUCUUUCUCGACUCAGUAAACCUUACAGAAACAUUUUCUUUGUCUCCCGUCCUCAUUCAACUUCUUCUUCACCUGCCCCGUUCUGUUUAAAGGGCCACUUUCACAGACACACCUCAUCUGACCUUCUAGUGAUUAAUACGUUGUUCGAAAACCUAUCACUUGGCAGCCUUUUUGUUUUAAUUUA